GAGAUCUUAUUGUACCGUUAGAAGUACGCGCACUACUCACCCGCUGUACCACGAGAUGGUUGUAGUGCAUUUAACCGCUGUUCUGAUAGCUAAAGUUGCACGGGAAGUGAUUUUGCAGUGGAGCUCUUGUAGAAAGCUUCCAGCGUGUUUUUGUUGAUGUAGAGGGAGCUGUCUGUCCACCGCUCUCCUCAGGGGAAUUACUAACUUUAUCACUUUUUCACCAAAUAAAUCACGCUCAUGCAAUCUGUUGAAGAACAGCUUUACACUUUGGCUAAUUUACACAUGUAACAUUUGCUGUUGUUAGACCUUAUUUGUGGAUUUUGAUGGUCAAUAUGUGAUGCGGUCGCUUGUACUUGUAGAUUGCUAGAAAGCUCCAUCGCUUUUACGUGCGGACGCGAGGACUGUUGACGGGCUGUCAAUCAAGCGGGAGAAAGUGCACGAAUACCGUUGCUCAGAUUAUGCCGCCGAAAAUCCAACAUUUCAGUUCGUCGCACAUUUUAGUUUGUGUUAUAUCCAAAUGGUGAUGAGCCUGCGGGUGUCGGAGUUGCAGGUUCUUUUGGGUUACGCUGGUAGAAACAAACAUGGCCGGAAACACGAGCUCUUGACCAAAGCCUUAUAUCUUCUGAAAGCCGGCUGCAGCCCCGCCGUCCAGAUGAAGAUCAAGGAGCUAUACAGACGACGCUUCCCAACCAAGCUGGUGUCUCCAGCCGAGCUGUCCCUGCCCGGUGUCCACCCCGCUGCUGCCUCCCUUCCCCCCGGACUCACUCAGCUGGGGUUUGACGGGCACGGAGCACCCCCGUCCCCUCUGCUACCUAUCUCCCUUCUCGGGCCCAAACACGAGCUGGGUCUGCCCCACCUUCCUACCAAUCUGCAUCCUGUACAUCCUGACGUCAAACUACAGCGCCUUCCCUUUUAUGAUGUACUGGAUGAGCUCAUUAAACCGACAAGUCUUGCUUCAGAUAACAGCCAGAGGUUUCAGGAAACGUGUUUUGCCUUUGCGUUGACGCCACAGCAAGUCCAACAAGUCAGCAGCUCAAUGGACAUAUCGGGGACCAAAUGUGACUUUACAGUGCAAGUACAGUUACGGUUUUGUUUAUCAGAGACAAGCUGCCCUCAGGAGGACCACUUUCCCCCAAAUCUUUGUGUUAAAGUUAAUGGAAAACCCUGUAAUCUCCCAGGAUAUCUCCCUCCUACCAAAAAUGGUGUGGAACCAAAGAGGCCCAGCAGACCCAUUAAUAUUACCUCACUGAUCAGGCUGUCCACAACAGUCCCCAACACAAUUGUAGUGUCGUGGACCUCAGAAAUUGGACGGAGUUACUCUAUGGCGGUGUACCUGGUCAAACAGCUGUCAUCUACAGUUCUGCUGCAGAGGCUACGAGCCAAAGGAAUCAGAAACCCAGAUCACUCCAGAGCACUCAUAAAGGAAAAGCUAACAGCAGACCCUGACAGUGAAAUUGCGACCACCAGUCUAAGAGUGUCAUUAUUAUGUCCGCUGGGAAAGAUGCGGCUGAUGAUUCCGUGCCGAGCGUUGACGUGUUCACACCUGCAGUGUUUCGAUGGUACGCUCUACAUCCAGAUGAAUGAAAAGAAACCCACGUGGGUUUGUCCUGUUUGUGACAAAAAAGCACCCUAUGAACACCUCAUCAUUGAUGGGUUAUUUAUGGAGAUAUUGAACAGCUGUCUAGAUUGUGAUGAAAUCCAGUUUAAGGAAGAUGGCAACUGGGCCCCCAUGAGGUCGAAAAAGGAAGUGCAGGAAGUAUCUGCUUCAUACAAUGGCAUGGAUGGAGGCUGUCACACAGCGGUACCAGAGCAGAACUCGCAAACAAACGGCAACAAUGGAGGCAGCAACAAAAAAGUGGAAGUGAUCGAUUUGACUCUUGACAGCUCAUCUGAAGAUGAGGAAGAUGAAGAACCCCCUCUGAAGAGAAGCUGUCCUUCACUCUCCAGCAUCUCUCCUCAGAUCGAUAAAGGAGUCCUGAAUCUCCAUUCACAAGCAUCUCCUGUGAGUCGAACUCCCAGCAUGCCACAAGUGGACACCAAUUACAUUCCCCCACCUCCCCCUCUAAUUCAGGACUACCGCCACUACUACUCCACGCCCACUGACCUGUCAGAUCUCAACUUUUUUCCUUUUUUACAAGGGGAUAAUCAUCAGCAUUACAACAUGGUGAUGGCAGCGGCUGCGUCAGCUUCUGAAGAUCAUGACCUCCUCUUGAGUCGUUUUCUCCCGUAUGGCUCAUCUCAGCUUUUCCUGGACCCACCCUCCACUCCCGUAAGCAACACCCUCCCUCCUAUCAACGGCGGUAGUACCGGCAGCCUGGUCUCUUCCAACAGCCUGCGGGACAGCCUGGGACACCCACAAGCCCCCCGCCCCGCCUCAGAAUCAGGUCCUACAUCUGCUAUUUAUGGCUCCAUAUCAGACGUCAUCUCGUUAGACUGACCUGGGACCAGAUCCUCACAUGAGAACUAGACUGAAGAGACUUCCAAACAUUGGGAUAAAAAACAGGACAUACAGGAUGACUGAAGGGUGUUUUUGUAAACGAUGAUAAUCGUUGCUGUGUACAGAGAACAAAUAUAUUUUUUGUUUCACUUUUGUAUAUAACUAUCUAUCUAGCCAUCUAAUGUAUAUGUAAACUUGAAAGAGUUUUUUUUUUUCGGCUUGCUGAGUUAGUUUGAGUUUUAUCUCUUUUGAAAACUGAAGAUAUUUUUCCUUCACAGCUCCGUUUUAACAUACGGUGAAAACUUUUUAAUAUCCCCAUCUGUAUUCCAUACUACGUCUGAUUCCACAGGGCACAAUAAUGGCUGUAUUUGGACUGCCUCCCAACAAAACUUGACUUGACAGUCCGCGCCACAGUGAACCGUCAUUGCUGUGUGUUUCCUUCAAACAAGCAGGAUUAUCUUGUUUAGUGUUUUACGUGAGGCAUUAAGAAACAUUCCUUCACCUUCGUUCUACCAACUGGAAGUAAAUGCAUUGUUACGGAUUGCCAAUAUCUGACCUCAUUAUUCUUAUGCGAAAUAUAAUUCGUGACAUUUUAAACUACAUUUGCAUCCGCUUUGUUCAUAUUUUUCUUGCUCGAUGCCAAAAGAACACUGUUUAGUGUUGAAGUUUCAAGAGUGAGAGCUUGUGAGUUCAGUGAACUUAAUCAUACACCGUGUAUGGAAAGUAAGGAUUUACUCUUUCCUCUGCUGCCGGCUACCAUGUUUGAUUGUUCUUUCUUUCUAUCUAUCCUUUCCUCUCUACCUUACUUCCUUCGCUACACCUUACUUCCAUGUUUCAGAAGGAAUGCAUUUUUGGGAGAUUUAGCAGUGGCGCAGAUGUUAAGGUGUGAGCAUAUAUUUGCUCAUUGAGGUUUGUUAGACCUCAAACAGUGACUGAGUCUUUAAUUGUCUGUUGAGUCAUUUGUUUUUGGUACUGUUGGUAUUGUACAAGAGCAAGAGGUCCUAUGGCCACUCUUCAUUUCUUCUGCUGUUGUGUCACGUGUGCCUUGUUUGUGAGUGUGAUUUGUGUGUGAAAGACUGAGCCUGUUAUGUCUUGUGCUUAGCCUAUAGACGGUUUCAUCGGACCUACGUGCGUUGUCGCAGUUACGCGUCUGGACUGAACUUAACUUCCGGUGUCUGUUUGUUUAACGGUCUGGCUAGUGGCUAAACUGAACUUUGGAACAAAUACCUCAAAGAAAAUAACAAAUAUUUUGGUUUACUAAAUGCGUGGGGAGACGGCGAUCAUGGAUCACCGCUAUGUGAUGGGAGCCGUUCUGUAAGAUUGUAUACGUAAUACAGGGUUCCCACGGGUCCUUGAAAUCCUUGAAAGUUUGUUAAUCUGGGGGGAAAAUUCAAGGCCCUGGGAAGUUUUUGAAAAUAUACAUACAUAGAUACAGGUCAUUGAAAGUGCUUGAAUCUAUUUUAUGCAAGAAAAAAAUCCAUAUUAUUCCCUGUGUAUUGUACGAUAAUAUCAUAAAAUUCUAGACUUUUUAAGCACACGUGCUAAACUGUUCUCUUUAAAUGCUUAUAUCUUCUGUAUGCGAAUGUUGAUUCAUACCAAAAUUUUGCAUAAUUGUGUUUGACAAAACGUCUCGGGUUACGUAUGUAACUGUUGUUCCCUGAGAAGGGAACGAGACGCUGCGUCUCCCUUGCCAUACUUCCUGCUUCCCUGUAACGCUUUCUUUGGCAAUAUUUCAGAUAGCGAUAUACUUCCUGGCUCCCACGUCACCCUGUCUUUGUUGUUAAGCCUCACCAUUGGUUGAAUUUGAUAUACACAUUCAGACGCACUUACCCCUGGAGGCGUCCCCAAAGUGUCACCGCAGUGAUGCAGCGCGAGUUCCCUCGAAAGGGAACUGUAACAAUGUAUCUUAAAAGGUAACACAAUGUAACCUUGCUCUCACUUGAAAUGUGUCCCCACAUUUAGUCCUUGAAUUUGAAAGUUUUGGAACUGGAAAGUCCUUGAAAGGUCCUUGAAUUUGAAGUUAACUAAGGUGUGGGAACCCUGGUAAUAUAGUACACAUUUUAACAGUAACGUUAGCUCAGUGUAGUUUUUGAUACGCUUUAGCUAUGAUUUAGAAUACUGCUGUUUGUUUAUUUUACUUGUUUUCAGAAAUAAACGACUUUAAAAGGACUCUAUAGUUAUUGAUCCUUUGCAGAGUUUACCGAAAGUUACGUUUGUUCCACGAAAGCCGUUUGUUUAUGUUGUUACUUCUGAAACCGUCUAUAGUAGGCUGAAGCUCAUGGCACCCAUUUGAAGCUCUUUCCCCCUUCUACAAAUUCAGUGUUUGUAAACAACAAUUUGAUUGAGUAGCUAAGGUUUGAUAUGUCCUUUCAUGUGCUGCUAGGAGUUAAUAGAGGAAGUUUGUCGCUUUUUAAGUUCAAAAAGUAUUCGAAACAUUUAGUUAGGAAACCUAUGUUGUAAAAAGAAGUAAUGUGUUGGAGAGAUGCUCUGUUUGAAGAAAGCAUCUAAAGUUUUUUUUAAUUUCUGCUUAUAUGAAACAGGCUGACUGCGUGUGUGUGUGUGUGUGCGCGUGUGUGUGUUUAGCACUAAGCCUUUGCUGCUGUGGCACUCCCGAGGUCCAUGUGCUGACCAGACAUCCUCUACGAGUGUAUUAAGGUUUGUAAAUGGGGUAAUUGCGUGUGACAAACUUUAGCUAUCACGCUUAGCGUUGUUUGAUGGGCUAAGUCUCGAUAAGUCUUUAAGUCUCACUCUAUUUUCAUUUCUCUCUAAACCUCUUAUCAAUUCAUAUUUUCCCCCUGAAAGUGUUAGAUAUGCUUAGUGUGUCUAUCAGUUGAUUGUGUCUUGCAUAGUUGAUUGGUUGGAAAUGUAAUUGGUCAAGUAAUGAACAAGAUAGCAGCCAUGGAGACAAACAAAUGGAUGCUGUUAUUGCGUAAUCUUGAAUACCAAAUAUGCUAUUAUUAUUCAAUCUCUAGCAGUGUUAAUGGUUGACUCUUUACAUUUUAACAAGUAAAUGUUGAAAUGUACAGUUCUCGUCUUUUAUUGUUUCGAUUUGACAUUAUGUAAAUGACAAGGUUUGUUAACGAGAUUAAACAAUCUGGGUUUAAUGACACAAGCAGAACAUAAUGACAGUUUUCAUCAGUUUUGGUAAUGGUGAUUAAAGGGAGUGUGUGUGCGCGUGUGUGAGUGUAUGUGUAUGAAUGAGUGUUUUUUGUUACGAUACAAGGCAAAAAUUGUACAGCCUUGGAUGUUCCAGUGAUGUGCAUUUAUGUGUUCAAGUGGAAUCCGCAACAUUACAACAAAAUAAUUUAUAUAUUUUAGAUGCUGUGCUACGAGUGGACUUGGUGUCAAGGUCCAAAUUUAUUUUAUUUUCCAUUUCAGUAAGCUGACAUCUAUGCUCACUGCCUUAAACUUCAUCCACUCUGUGUCUGUGGCAUGUUUUAGAGAGAAGAAAAAAAAGAUUUUUAAGAUGUGGAAGACAUAUUGUACACUAGACCAAUGUCAGUUUGUAUAAAGUACUAAGUGAAAAAAAUAUUUAUUACAUGCAUUGAAAGAAAUUGUUUACCUAUUGAAUGUUACAUGUUUAUGUAGACAUUUAGAUGUAAUAAAAUGCAUUGAGCUAA
Messenger RNA from Misgurnus anguillicaudatus (oriental weatherfish), 6057 nucleotides. It is a transcript of the gene pias1a, whose product is annotated as protein inhibitor of activated STAT, 1a. NCBI's taxonomy places the organism in Eukaryota, Metazoa, Chordata, Actinopteri, Cypriniformes, Cobitidae. Gene Ontology annotation, molecular function: transcription coregulator activity; zinc ion binding; SUMO ligase activity. Gene Ontology annotation, cellular component: chromatin. Gene Ontology annotation, biological process: regulation of transcription by RNA polymerase II; protein sumoylation. The record is from RefSeq and is a predicted model, not a curated record.